Zerene cesonia (dogface butterfly) is the source of this 3694-nucleotide messenger RNA. RefSeq names its product nitric oxide synthase-like protein (gene Nos). Gene Ontology annotation, biological process: nitric oxide biosynthetic process. The coding region runs from base 1 to 3621 and encodes 1206 amino acids. Gene Ontology annotation, molecular function: FMN binding; heme binding; calmodulin binding. The transcript is spliced from 22 exons. Lineage: Eukaryota; Metazoa; Arthropoda; Insecta; Lepidoptera; Pieridae. The record is from RefSeq and is a predicted model, not a curated record.
AUGGCUCCCGGGGUGAUUCCCAAUCCUGACGUCAUGAUAACCGGAACGCUUGACGUCAUCGCGCAAAACGACCGAAUCAUCCCCGAAAUCGAGGAAUCGAUUCCCAAAUCAUGCCCCAUAGAUCAUCUCAAUGAUGCCAGUGUGAAUGACGUGGGGAUGAAAAUUGUAAAGCUCGAUAAAAAACAGCCGCGAAAAGUUGUUAGGCCGAAAGUGUUAAAGAACCAUGAGUCGAGGGAGUUCCUGUACGAUCGGCUCUAUGAUACCACUUGCCCUAGAGUGUCUACACUAUGCAACGAAAAAACAUGCCUCGGCAGUUUAAUGGCUAUACCCGGAAGAGGAGACGUGCCGAGGGAACCUGAAGAGGUUUUAAAUGAUGCAAAAGAUUUCCUUGGACAGUAUUUCGCUUCGAUUCGAAGAGCAAACACCCCAGCUCACGAAGCGCGAUGGAAGGCGGUACAGGAAGAAGUGGUGAAGACAGGAACAUAUCAGCUAACCACCACCGAGCUGGUCUUCGGAGCCAAGCUCGCGUGGAGGAACGCGAGUCGCUGCAUUGGCAGGAUACAGUGGUCCAAGUUACAGGUUUUCGACUGCCGGCAAGUCACAACGACAAGCGGGAUGUUUGAAGCACUCUGCAAUCACAUCAAGUAUAGUACAAAUAAAGGAAAUAUUAGGUCAGCAAUAACAGUGUUUCCCCAACGAACGGAUGGCAAGCACGACUACCGGAUAUGGAACAGCCAGCUCAUCAGCUACGCGGGCUACAGACAACCCGAUGGUACUGUUCUGGGUGACCCCAUGCAUUGUGAAUUCACAGAGCUAUGUUUGAAACUCGGCUGGAAACCGCCGAAAACUGCGUGGGAUAUCUUACCGCUCGUGCUGUCAGCGAAUGGCAAGGAUCCGGACUACUUCGAAAUACCUCGCGAACUUGUCAUGGAGAUACACAUGACGCAUCCAACAUACGAAUGGUUCGAAGAGCUGCAGCUGCGCUGGUACGCACUGCCAGCGGUAUCUAGCAUGCGGUUCGACUGCGGCGGCAUAGAGUUCACAGCCAACGCGUUCAAUGGCUGGUACAUGAGCACUGAGAUUGGGUGCAGGAACUUCUGUGACACCAAUCGGUUGAAUAUGUUGGAGAAAGUAGCGGAAAAAAUGGGUCUGGACACGCGGACGCCAGUGAACCUCUGGAAGGACAAAACCCUGGUGGAGGUGAACGUGGCCGUGCUGCACAGCUUCCAGCAACACAACGCGACCAUUGUGGACCACCACACGGCCUCCGAGAGCUUUAUUAAACACUUGGACAAUGAGAACAGGCUGCGUUCGGGCUGCCCCGCGGACUGGAUAUGGAUCGUCCCGCCGAUGUCCUCAUCCAUCACGCCGGUGUUCCAUCAAGAGAUGGCGCUGUACUAUCUGCGACCUUCAUAUGAAUAUCAGGAGGCGGCGUGGAAGACGCACCAGUGGCAGAAGUCGAAGCCGAUAACGGGCAAGCGGGCGAUCAACAGGAAGUUCCACUUCAAGCAGAUCGCGCGCGCCGUCAAGUUCACGUCGAAGCUGUUCGGGCGCGCGCUGUCCAAGCGCAUCAAGGCCACGGUGCUGUUCGCCACCGAGACCGGCAAGUCGGAGCAGUACGCCAAGGAGCUGGGCGUCAUAUUCGGCCACGCCUUCAACGCUCAGGUACACUGUAUGGUGGAUUAUGACAUCACAUGUAUUGAGCAUGAAGCUCUGUUAUUGGUGGUCACUUCCACUUUCGGGAAUGGUGACCCUCCAGAAAAUGGAGUGGAAUUUGCCGAACACCUUUGCGAACUUUUGUAUGCAGAUCAAGUUGGUGAUGAAAGUACUGGGGCGUCACAGAUGUUAACUCCAAAGUCGUUCAUUAAAGCAAACAGUCAAAUCGAAUUGCAAAGAUACGCGGUGACUAAUCCUAAACAAUUGAGCCGCUUGGAGUCUUUGAAAGGCAGCGCAACCGACGCGACGUCCAUAGACAGUUUCGGUCCGCUGAGCAACGUGCGGUUCGCGGUGUUCGCGCUCGGCUCCAGCGCGUACCCGAACUUCUGCAACUUCGGCAAGUACGUGGACAAGCUGCUGGGCGAGCUCGGCGGCGAGCGGAUACACGACGUGGCCACCGGCGACGAGAUGUGCGGCCAGGACCAGGCGUUCCGCAAGUGGGCGUCCAGCGUGUUCAAUGUGGCCUGUGAGACAUUCUGUUUGGAUGAUGACGAGACAUUACAAGAGGCGAAGAGGGCUUUGGGAACAGUUACAUUGAGUGAGGAAACAGUUAGAUUCGCGUAUCCAGCUGGGAAACCGCCGACGUUGCUGAAUGGCCUACAAUCAGCAUUAAAUAGACAACUAAUUACGUGCACUGUUAAAGCUAAUAAGGAUCUAGGAGAUUCUACCGCGGAAAGAUCAACUAUUUUCAUUGAUAUGGAACCAAAGAGUGAAAUUAAAUAUGAUCCAGGAGAUCAUGUUGGGAUAAUAGCUUGCAAUCGUAAGGAAUUGGUAGACAAUUUGCUAGCUAGACUAAAGGACAUUGAAGAUUUUGAUACUCCAGUUAAUUUGCAACUAAUGAAGGAAACUCAUACUUCUAACGGGCCGGUGAAAUCUUGGGAACCGCACGAGAGGCUGCCGGCCGCCAGCGUGCGCGAUUUGUUCACGAGGUUCCUGGACAUAACCACACCACCCACGACCAUACUCUUGCAAUACUUGGCGAAGACUUGCUCUAGUGAGAACGAGAGGAAACAGCUGAAUGUGUUGGCGACGGACCCCUCAGCGUACGAGGACUGGCGCCACUUCUACUUCCCGACUCUCUCCGAAGUGCUGGACCAGUUCCCGUCCGCUAAGCCGAGUGCUUCUCUUCUCGCGGCGUUACUCUCUCCUUUGCAGCCACGAUUCUAUUCGAUCUCUUCUUCUCCUCUCGCUCAUCCGAAGCGUCUGCACCUCACUGUUGCUGUUGUUACGUAUAGGACUCAGGAUGGAGAAGGCCCAGUGCAUUAUGGUGUUUGCUCGAAUUAUCUCAUGGAUCGUAAGCCGGGGGAUGAGGUUUAUCUCUUUAUACGAAGCGCCCCCAACUUCCACCUACCUCAAGAUCUAUCAGUGCCCUUAAUACUGAUAGGUCCCGGUACGGGGAUAGCGCCGUUCCGAGGUUUCUGGCACCAUCGGAAAGCGUUGCUCAAUUCCCGAGCUCGUCCCAACGCUGGUCCGGUCUGGCUGUUCUUCGGAUGUCGGACCAGGACCAUGGACCUGUAUCGAGAGGAGAAGGAGCAAGCGUUGCGAGAUGGCGUACUGUCGAAAGUCUUCCUCGCUCUGUCGAGGGAAAAGAAUAUUCCGAAAAUGUACGUCCAAGAAUUAGCGGAAAAAGAGGGAGCGGAAAUACACGAUUUGCUUAUAAAUUCAGGAGCACAUUUCUAUGUGUGCGGUGAUUGUAAGAUGGCGGAAGACGUUCAUCAAAAGUUAAAGGGGAUCAUUAAGAAACACGGCAAUAUGACCGAUGAGCAAGCACAAAACUUCAUGUUUAUAUUAAAGGAGGAGAACCGCUACCACGAGGACAUAUUCGGUAUAACGCUGCGCACCGCCGAGGUGCACAGCGCGUCCCGCGAGUCCGCGCGCCGCAACCGCGUCGCCGCGCUGCCCUGACGCCGCUCCUCGCGCUCCCCGCGGCCGCACACAUAACUCGUUACACCUCUCACUCGAUACACCACACACUCGA